AUGUCAACGCCUAAAAUAUCAAUCAAAGUGUCAACACCAGGUGGACCAUCCACCCCUUCCGCCGACCCUAUAACAACCGACGCUACUGGAGGAGACGUGUCCACUCAUGAUAUCGCUACUGCCCCAGGGAAGGAGAGGGAGAGAGAACCGAUAUAUAGUGGGGAGAUUGGAAAUAUAGGUGGUGUAGGGGAGACUAACGGAGAAUCAUCAUCAGCCCCAGGUCAGACCGACGAGCCAAUGGAAACCUCUACUCCAGCAGUGGAAGGCGAAGCGCCCACUCCAGCGCCCGAAGCGGCCGAACGACCUACACCUCAACAACUGCAUGAUCUCGCUACGACAUACCUAGCAGCUCAAACUCACCCUCUAGUCAUCCCAUCUUAUUCCUCUUGGUUCUCGCUCUCCACCAUUCAUCCUAUCGAGAGAAGAUCAUUACCCGAAUUCUUCUCGUCUAGGAACAGAAGCAAGACACCGGCUAUAUACAAAGAUUAUCGAGAUUUUAUGAUCAACACUUACAGAUUAAACCCGGGAGAAUACCUCACGGUCACUGCUUGUAGGAGGAAUUUGGCAGGUGAUGUAGGUGCCAUCAUGAGAGUUCAUGCAUUUUUAGAACAGUGGGGUUUGAUAAAUUACCAGGUCGACCCUGAUACACGUCCUGCAGCUCUUGGUCCACCUUUCACAGGUCAUUUCCGAGUGACUCUCGAUACUCCCAAAGGUCUCUCCAACCUCGUUCAUCCAGGAACAAGACCCAAUACCGGUUCACUCUCCCUCGCAGCUCAAACAAACGGUAUCACCCCUCAUUCAUCCAAUCUCGACUUACGCAAGACAAUCUAUCACUCUACUUCCAAAUCAUCCAAACCCAUCAGUUCAGCCGAGGCAACCAAAAUCGCUUCUACGACCAACGGCGAAAGUGUACCUAAAACACAGACGUUCUCAUGUGAUACUUGCGGAACGGAUUGUACACGAACGAGAUACCAUUCCAUCAAAGAUGGUGAAUAUACCUUGUGUCCAUCAUGUUUCGUAUCGGGUCGAUUCCCCUCUACGAUGUUCUCUGGAGAUUUCGUUCGAUUGGACGAAGAGACUUUCAAACAAUCUUCUUCUUCGGGAUUAGGUAGCGAAUGGUCAGAUCAGGAGACUUUAUUGCUUUUAGAAGGAGUAGAAAUGUUUGACGAUGAUUGGCAGAAUGUCGCUCAACAUGUCGGAACAAGAUCAAAAGAACAGUGUAUUGCGAAAUUCUUACAGCUCCCCAUUGAAGAUCCUUAUCUCACUUCGGACCCUGCUGCGGACCUUGGACCGUUGAAGUACCAAGCUGGAAUCAAUGGAUUACCAUUUGAUGGUUCGGAGAACCCCGUCAUGUCUGUUGUGACUUUCUUGGCAUCGGCGGUUGGACCUGCUGUGGCUGCUGCUGCUGCUCAGAGUGCUUUGGGGGAGUUGGCAAAGGGAUUGAAGAGGAAGAGAGGCGGGGAAGAUGGUGAAAACAAGGAGAAGGAAAAGGUGGUCAAGACGGAGGGAGAAAAGGAAGAAGAUGGUAUGGUAGUUGAUGGUGAAAGUGAGGGUGUACAGGUGGAAAAUGGAGAGAAAGAAGAUAAUACCGACACAACAGUAGCUGUACAGGAAAAGGAAAAGGGCCCAUCAUCCGAUCAAGUGUCAAGAGCAGCUACUAUUGCAUUGUCAUCUGCAGCUUCAAAGGCGAAAGCACUGGCGUUACAUGAAGAAUCGAAAUUGUCAGGAUUGGUUUCUCGUCUAGUCUCAGCUCAAGUUAAGAAAGUGGAAUUGAAAUUGAAAUUGUUCGAAACGUUAGAAGAACAAUUAGAAAAUGAGAAGAGGAAUUUGGAGUUGGGCAAACAGCAAUUGUUCAAAGAUCGUUUAGCGGUUAAGAAACAGUUGGAAAAAGUGGAAGAUAUCUUGAAGAAUGUCAAAGAGAACCCAUCUCCCGUCGAAACAGUACAGCAAGUUGGGGAAUUGAAAGAGGAAGUGAUGGAAAAGAGUACGGCGGAGUUGAUUAAACCUGUUGAAGGGGUUGUGGAGGUACCGAAAUUGGAUGAAGGAGAGGGAGAAGCGAAUCUACAGAAGUUGUAG
Messenger RNA from Kwoniella botswanensis, 2076 nucleotides. RefSeq lists its product as uncharacterized. Gene Ontology annotation, molecular function: histone binding; zinc ion binding; DNA binding. The record is from RefSeq and is a predicted model, not a curated record. Bases 1 to 2076 code for a protein of 691 amino acids. NCBI's taxonomy places the organism in Eukaryota, Fungi, Basidiomycota, Tremellomycetes, Tremellales, Cryptococcaceae. The transcript has 3 exons. Gene Ontology annotation, cellular component: SWI/SNF complex. Gene Ontology annotation, biological process: positive regulation of DNA-templated transcription.